Messenger RNA from Carcharodon carcharias (great white shark), 1939 nucleotides. RefSeq names its product MORN repeat-containing protein 1-like. Bases 146 to 472 code for a protein of 108 amino acids. The record is from RefSeq and is a predicted model, not a curated record. The transcript has 5 exons. Lineage: Eukaryota; Metazoa; Chordata; Chondrichthyes; Lamniformes; Lamnidae.
CCAGGAGAGCAGGAUUAGAGGGUACCAGUUGUCUCCAGCAGUGGAGGAUUCCGUUCUUGCUCUGGCCAAUCAAAGAGCAGAAAGUGGUUAUGCAGUGUUCUGGAAUAUUGCACUCGCUUUGCCUCCAGCCUUCUAUCGCCCUUUCAUGAUUCUUGACCAACUGGAAAAGAAAACGAGCAAGAAGUUGAGCAGCAGAGCACUGAACGACAGAGUAACAGUGUCACAGGAGAAGAUGUCUGAGAGCAGAUCUGAAGUAAGUAUCAAAUUGGGCGGAAAAUCAAAGAAGGUGCAGGAUGCCACAGAUCUACAGAUCGUGAGACCAGGUGAAUAUGUUAUCAUGGUGAAGGACGUGACAAGUCCACCUUUCCUGGGUCGUACUCUCUCGCCCGCUUUCAUUCUCUUGAAGGUUAUACCACGGAAAGCGAACAAAAAGGGCAGCAGAAAGGAGCUUCAUAAGGUGCCCAACAAGUAACGAGAUUCCUGAAGAACAUUGCAUCUGUGGAAAUUUAGGCAAUAGCAUCCAUGUAUUAUUUUUGCCCUGCACCCCUUUGAUCUACCAAAGACCCUACUUCUUUGAUCUUUCCUUUCUCCACUCCCUUCUCCCUUGAUACCGUCACUCAGGGUGACAGCUUGAAACACUAUUUCAUGUCACACUCUCAUAGCCAGAAGAGCGAAGAGACUCUCAUCCCAUUAGUCUGGGUCAGAGUUGAGUCCAGUUCUGAGAAGUGAAAGGGAAUGCGCUAAACCACAGUAAACGCCCAGUCCCAAAAUAGUCGACUCUAUAAAUGGGACCAACAAGCACACAGAAAGAAAAGUCCCUGCUGUAAGCGGAGGUGUCAUUUCAGAACAGAUUUGUACCAGAAAAGAUUAGCGUUUUCUUUUAAUAUUCUGUUUACUUCAGUUAAUUAAGAUAUAAAUAUAAAUUUUAAAAUCUCUAUUUAAUAAACCAUGUGUGAAUGUUUUCACUUCCCUUAAAGCUGCAAGAGCCUGUAAGCAUCAAAUGCAGCUGGUGGUGGGAAAGUCUUUCUGUCUCGUCGAGAGGAUAAGCUAAACAGGAUGGUCGGAUCUGAGGAAAGAUUCGGCAGAAAACAGUUUCUGAAAAACAACUUCAGUAAUGUAUCUAAACUGACCUGUUUGACCAUUCAAAUUACAGCUUCUCCGACAUUUUAGUCAGUGUGUAAAUAUGCCAUGCACAAUAGGUUCACUCCUUGGUUAAUGCCGAGUUAGCAGGUUUCAACUGGACUGCUAAUCGUGGAGCUAUCAUUUGCAUCACUGGCCCAGGCAGAAUGGAACAAAGCCACCCCACUCCUGACCACUAUCCAAUGACUAUAGACACGAGGUGAGGAUAGGAGUAAGCCUGCCUGUGAUUCACCCACAAUCAAAUGCCCUGCCUCUUAAGAAUUAUUACUCAGUUAAGGUACCAGAUUAGCCUCCAAACUGUAACACUUCCUUUUUACAGAGAAGUGCAGCGCUAUGUGGAAAGAGUAGGCGAGUCAGCAAAGUCAGCACAGGCAAUGAUGGCCUGAAUGUAUGAUUAUAUAAAGUGGGAAAAAUUAAGGGAGAUUUUAAAAAUAAUCACAGUGCAAUCAUUUUCCUGUUAAAGAUCCAUGUUGAGAGCCAUUUGUGACAGGAUUGGUGAAGUCUUGUUUCACCAAUGACUUUUUUUUUGGCCUCUGGUGUUUCUUGACCCCUCCUUUUUUCUCUCUCCCUCUUUUUUAUUUGCUUUUCUUCUCUCCAUCCCCAAAUUCUCAUCCCAGCACUUGUAAUUUUUGCUUGUAGAUUUUCAGCUAGCUGAAUGACCUGUUUUAUUUCUAUUUACCAUGGCUAUUGUAUGGACAAGCCUGAUCCCAGGGUGGGACCCAGCUUGAUAGAUCCUAAUUUUUAACUUUUGUUUAGAUACGUGGAAAGUGGCUACUGAACAGAUUCACAGAAAUCAGCU